GGGCUGCUGGCGGCCGCGGCCGCCGCCGACCCCUGCCCGGUGCGGGGCUUCAGCGAGGCGGCGGGCGCCAUCUGGAUCUACCCCACCAACCUGCCCGUGCGCCCGUACCAGGAGCGCAUGGCCGGCGCCGCGCUGCUGGCCAACACCCUGGUGUGCCUGCCCACGGGGCUGGGCAAGACUUUCGUGGCCGCCGUGGUCAUGUACAACUUCUACCGCUGGUUCCCCUCGGGGAAGGUGCUGUUCCUCGCCCCCACCAAGCCGCUGGUGGCUCAGCAGAUGGAGGCGUGCGGCCGCGUCAUGGGCAUCCCGUCCCGGGACAUGGCGGAGAUGACAGGAGGAACCCAUGCUCUGGACCGCCGGGAGCUCUGGAAUACCAAGAGAGUGUUUUUCCUCACACCUCAGAUCAUGGUCAAUGACCUGUCUCGUGGGACCUGUCCUGCUCUGGACAUCAAAUGUCUGGUUAUUGAUGAAGCCCACAAAGCCCUUGGCAAUCAUGCCUACUGCCAGGUUGUGAGGGAACUGAGCAAGUACACAAAUCAAUUCCGUGUCCUGGCCCUGAGUGCCACCCCAGGCAGUGACACCAAGGCUGUGCAACAAGUUAUCUCCAACUUGCUGAUUGCUCAGAUCGAGAUGUGUGCUGAAGAUUCUCCAGAAAUCCAGCCUUAUUCUCACGAGAGACAAGUGGAAAAAAUUAUAGUUCCACUUGGGGAAGAGCUGGUAGGAAUUCAGAACACUUACAUCAAGGUGCUGGAAGCAUUUGCUGGGCGCCUGAUUAAGGUGGGAGUUUUAUCCAGGAGGGAUAUUCCCAGCCUGACCAAGUACCAGCUCAUCCUGGCAAGGGAUCAGUACAGGAAGAACCCCUCUGCACAACAUGCAGGAAUCCACCAAGGCAUCAUAGAAGGAGACUUUGCCCUUUGCAUCAGCCUGUACCAUGGGUACGAGCUGCUGCUGCAGGUGGGGAUCCGCUCCUUGUUCAUCUACCUGUGGGGAAUCAUGGAUGGAUCCAAAGGCUUGUCCCGCACCAAGAACGAGCUGGGGCGCAACGAGGACUUCAUGAAGCUCUACCUGCAGCUGCAGGAGAUGUUGUCAGACACUGCUGUGGCUCCUGACAGUGGAGGUGUUUGCAAGAGCACAACAGCAUCGGGAAAGAAAAAGGAAUAUGUCUACAGCCAUCCAAAAUUAAAGAAAUUGGAGGAAAUUGUAGUAGAACACUUCAAAUCCUGGAAACAGAGAUGUUCUGCAGGUGAAGAGAAAGGUGGAAGCUCAGCUGAGGACACGAGGGUGAUGAUCUUCUCCUCGUUCCGGGACAGCGUGCAGGAGAUCGCCGAGCUGCUGGCGCGGCUGCGGCCGGCCGUGCGCGCCAUGAGCUUCGUGGGACACGCCUCGGGCAGGGCCAGCAGGGGCUUCAGCCACAGGGAGCAGCUGGAGGUGGUGAGGAGGUUCCGGGAGGGGGGAUACAACACCCUGGUGUCCACGUGCGUGGGCGAGGAGGGGCUGGACAUCGGCGAGGUGGAUCUGAUCGCGUGCCUGGACGCGCAGCGCAGCCCCGUGCGCCUGCUGCAGCGCAUGGGCCGCACCGGCCGCCGGCGGGGGAACAAUCAAUCAGCAGAUGAUUUAUCCAUUCACCUUCUCUUUCAGACCUACAACCAAAGCCAGUGUAACAAAAGGAGCAUCAACAAAGCCAUUUCAGGGAACAAAACCCUUCGUUUCUACCAGCACAGCCCACGGAUGGUUCCAGAAGGCAUCAACCCCAAAGUGCACAAAAUGUUUAUCACUGCCGAAAAGGAGGAGCCCCGGGUGCUUUCCAGAGGGAGGAGGUGCAGCUCCCUGCAGCACAAAUCUGCUCUCCCUGCCUGUGGCCCUGGCCAAAAACAAAUGAACUCCCAUGAGAGCUGGUCCUUGUCACCUGAGGAGUUUGAAAUAUGGGACAGACUCUACAGGAUUAAGGAAAGUGAUGGGAUAAAGGAGCCAGUAUUGCCUCGAGUUCAGUUUGAAACCUUAGAGAACCUGGAAGAAGCACCAUUUGCCCUGCAGAGGCCCCAGAGGGGGGCAGCCCGGGAGCUCUCCCUGUGCGAGUGGAGCCUGUGGCAGAACCAGCCCCUGCCCACAUCCCUGGUGGAGCACUCGGAUCGUUGUCACCUCUUCAUCGGUGCCAUGCAAAUGAUGGAGCUCAUGAGGCACCAGCAGGGAGACUGCAGCUAUGAGCAGGAGCUCCAGCCUCACCUACGGAUGGAAGAUGUGGAUGUUGCAGGCAGCAGAAGGCAUCCCUCCACCUCCCACCCCCCCGGCAAGCAGAGAGCUCCCUGCUCCAGGAGAGGCCUGGCAAACCCCGAGGCAAAACCACUCCCAGCUGCUCCGGGUGAUAACGAGAGCGAGUUCUUCAGCACCUUUAAAGUCACCAAAGCCAAGAGAGCUCCUGGGCCCGGGGAGGAAGUGCCUGUGGUGCCUCAGGACCCUCCAGCCUCUCCCUCAGCACCAAGGCUGGCUGUGGCUGGGCACUCUGACCUGGGCAGUGACAAGGACGAGGGGCUGGAGGUGACUUUUGACUUAAAUGCAUUUAUUGACCUGUGUGACAGCAGUGACAGCCCUGCCAGCCCAGCAGCACAGGAAACCAGCCCUGCAGGGGAAUCCUGGGGGAGGAUCCAUGGGGAUUCAGGCUAUGAGACAUCCCCCGUGGCCUCGGGGCUGUUUUAUCUCCCCGAAUCCUGCAGGGAUUCCCUCACACUCCUGGCACCGCCCCAGGAGCCCCCGGGGCUGCAACAAACGUUUUCCCAGGUGCAAAGGCUUCUGUCCCAGUCCCCUCCCUCUGAGGAUGAGCUGCAGGGUUUGGAGAGCAUGAUGAGAGAUGAAGGAACAAGAUCUCCUUCCCCAAAAGCUCUCCUCAAUGGUCACUCAGAGGCACUGCAGGACAGCGUCCCCCCCUCGUCCCCAAAACCUGAUCCUUCCCUGCUGCCCCUGGGAAACCCCAAAGGGACAGCUCCCAGGGAGUUGUGUGCCUCAAGGAGUUCCUGCUUGUCCAAAACUGAGUCAUCUCCCAAGGCUGCUGCUGUUGGAGAGGAGCAGCUCUGGAGUGACAGCUUUGAUGGCCUGUUUGACAGCCAGGAAUUCCCUGAAACCCCAAACAAGGCUCCCAGCUUGAGCCAUCCCCUGGCAAACAGCCCUUCAAAGGAGCCUUUCGUUCCCAAGGACACAGGAAGGACAACUUCAAGGACACUUGAAGCUCCUGGUGAGGAGCAGAGUGUCCAUUUGUUUGAGGAUGAGGCUGGUGAGGCCAUGGGCGAGGACAGCCCCAGGAGCACCGAGCCUCCAGCUGGGACAGGGAGAGAGGCAGGCAGGGAACGGCCCUGUAGGGAGCAGCCCUGCAGGGAGUCCAUGGCAGCACCAGCAGGGGAUGAUCCCUACGACUGCUCCCAGGAGCUGUUCUCUGUCACCUUCGACCUGGGCUUCUCCAUCGAGGCCAGUGGGGAUGAAAGCUCUGAGGAGAGCAGGAGUGCUGAUCACCCCACCCUGAACGGGGCCCUGGGCAGUGCCCCAGGGGCUGAAUCCACUGAGGAUGCAAAGAUGUUCCUGGGUGAUGGCUCCAGGCUGGAAACCUCGCCAGGAUGGGACUGGAGAAGGCUGGAGAGCAGGGCCAUGUCCACACCACUGUCACUGCAGAGCAGGGAAGGGACCAAGGGAGCUCCUGCUGCAGGGCCUGUCCUCAAUUCAGGGGGCAGCAGAAUGGGAAGGGACCCCCCUGAACCUUUGCCUUCAGCACUUCUCACCCCCACAAGCAGGAAGGGUGUGAACAUCAAAGCUGUCAAAAGAAUUCCUAUGAAAGUCUUCUCCAACGCCAGGGAGCAAAUUCCAGAGGUGUCUCCUGGAGGUGAAGUCAAAGCAAGCCCCUGGGGGCAGAACUUUGGGAGAUCAGCCAUGGAUUGCCCUUCAGGAAGCACAAAAGGCCUGGAAGACACCAAACCCCGUGGGUCUCCUGCUGCAGGACCCAGCAGUGACAGCGAGGAAGAGAUCGUUUUCCAGAAAAAAAACAGGAAAAAAAAGAAUGUUUUGAAGUCUCCUGAUGGGAUGGACGAGAGCGACCUGGAGUCCCCAGCCCGGCUCAGCAGGAAACGCCGGCGCCCCCUGAGCCUGUCAGACUCAUCCAGUGAGGACAGUGGGGAUUUCCAGGGGGGCAGGAGCAGCUCCAGGCCCAGAGCCAGGCCCCAGCCAGGAGGGGCCAAGCGCCAGCGGCUCAGGGACACGGGCACAGCCAAGGCUGCAGGCAGGCACUUCCUGGAGGAGGAGGCCGAGCUGUCCCAGCUGGAUGCCGAGGGGAUCUCGUCCGACGAGAGCGACACCGGGGAGGAGCUGAGCCCCUCCCUGGCCCAGUUCCUGGAUGAUGAGGGGGAGCCCACACAGGCCCUCAAUGACUCUGAGAUGAGGGCAGUGUACCUGAGCUCGGUGCGCAGCCCCGCCCUGGGCAGCAGGUGCAGGACGGUCCCGCGGGACUUCAGCCCCUCGGCCAUUUUCUCCCAGAUUCCCGAGCAAGACUCAGCUUAUGCUGAGGACAGUUUCUGUGUGGGGGAUGAGGAGGAGGAGGCCCAGAGUGGCUGCAGCGAGGAGGAGCCGUGUGUGAGCUUUGAUCUGCUCCCCGAGGGCUGCAGCAGCAGGGGCCGGUACCUGACCCGCCGCAGGAGGAGGCUGGAGCAGGCAGGGAACGGCCCUGCCCCGGGGCGCAGGAGGAAACCAUCCCGAGUUAUCGUCCUGAGCGACUCCAGCGAGGAGGAGCAGCCAGCAGCCCGCAGGGAGAAGCCCCUGGCAGCAGGGCAGGGCAAGGAGCAGCUCCCCAGGGCCCUGCCCUCGGCGCCCCCGGGCCGGCAGGGCAGCAGGGCUGGGGCGGGCGCAGCUCCUCAGCGCACGCACGGGCUGCUGCAUCUGCCCCAGGAGCGUGCAGGCAGGAGCACGGCCGUGCCCCCGGCUGCCUCUGGCUGCAGGAACACGGCUCUGCAGGCUGCUGCCGAGGUGUGCAGCUCUCUGAAGAAGACCCCCGGGAGCAGCUCAGGCUCGCUGUGUCCUGCUGUCCCAAACCCUUCCUCAGCCCCAGCUGGGAUUUCCCGAAAUCCUGGAGAGCAGAGCCCCUCCUUAGCUGGGAUUUCCCGAAAUCCUGGAGAGCAGAGCCCCUCCCUGGCUGGGAUUUCCCGAGUUCCUGGAGAGCAGAGCCCCUCCCUGGCUGGGAUUUCCCGAGUUCCUGGAGAGCAGAGCCCCUCCCUGGCUGGGAUUUCCCGAGUUCCUGGAGAGCAGAGCCCCUCCUUAGCUGGGAUUUCCCGGGUUCCCGAGGAUCACAGCCCCUCCCUGGCUGGGAUUUCCCGGGUUCCCGGGGAUCACAGCCCCUCCCUGUGCAUCCUGGCCGACAGCCGGGAGAUCAGCUCGGGCCCGGAGGUGAUCUCCAGCCUGCGGGCCGUGCACGGGCUCCGGGUGCAGGUUUGCUCCCUGGGCAGCAGCGAUUACAUCGUCAGCAACCGCCUGGCCGUGGACAGGCUGCUGCAGUCCGAGCUGCAGAGCCCCGGCAGCAGGAGCAAACUCAGCCAGAGGCUGCAGUGCCUGCAGGGCGCCUUCCAGAGGGUCUGUGUCAUCGUGGAGACUGACAGGGUCAGGCCAGGAGAAACAUCCCGCUUUUUCCAGAGGACUCAGUACUACGAUGGGGUGCUCUCAGCCUUGGUCCAGGCUGGGAUAAAGAUCCUCUUCAGCUCCUGCCAGCAGGAGAGUGCAGCUCUGCUGAAGGAGCUGGCUCUGCUGGAGCACAGGAAGGACGCUGCCAUCCAGGUGCCCACGGAGCCGGAGGGGCACCGGCGGGAGCUCCUCAACUUCUACCUGAGCAUUCCCAACCUCAGCUACGCAGCUGCCCUCAACCUCUGCCACUCCUUCAGCUCCAUCACAGCUGUGGCCAACAGGUCGCUGCCGUCGCUGGCGGCGGGGGCGCGGCUCAGCCGGCCUCAGGCCGAGGAGCUCCGGCGGUUCCUGCGGCACCACUUCGACCUCCAGCUGCUGCCUCAGGCCGUGCCCGCCAAGGGCAAGAGCUGAGCUCGGCACUGCGGGGCCUGCACUGCACUUUACCCGCUCGGGAUCGGAUGUAAAUUAUGGAAAUAAACAUAGAAACAUAUAAAUAUGUCAAACCUGGGGCCGCGGGAGCUGCGCUGCCCCGUGUGUCCGCAGGGUCCCCGGGCCGGGGAGGUCAUCCCCAAUUGCUGUAAAAGCCACAAUAAUGGCUCGAGUACAGCGGCAGAGCUUUGGGGAGUGAUGGCGAGGACCGAUGGCAGCACUGACCGCCCCCUGUUUGCAGGUUCAAAGGCGUGGCCGGGUGUUCCGUGCUCCCGGAGAGGGAGGGGUUCUGGGGUUCAGGCGGUCCCGGGGCAGCGCCUUCCCCGCUCCUCGGUGCCUCUGCCCGGCUCAGGUGCCGGAGCUUUCCCCAGCCCCUGCUGCCCCCAGCUGGAACAGCAUCGGCAUCGGCGCCCCUUGGGCAGCAGCGCUGCCCGGGGAGAGGCUGCGACCGGGAGAAAUCACUCCUGGAACAGGGAGAAAUCCUGGGACAGGGAGAAAUCAAUCCUGGAACAGGAGCUGUCCUGGCAGCUGGGGGCAGCCACCCUCACCUGCCCUGCUCAGGUGAGACCUCACCUGCAGAGAGUCCAGAGGA
Messenger RNA from Ficedula albicollis (Collared flycatcher), 6667 nucleotides. RefSeq names its product Fanconi anemia complementation group M (gene FANCM). NCBI's taxonomy places the organism in Eukaryota, Metazoa, Chordata, Aves, Passeriformes, Muscicapidae. Gene Ontology annotation, biological process: double-strand break repair via synthesis-dependent strand annealing; interstrand cross-link repair; replication fork reversal. The transcript is spliced from 26 exons. The annotation marks the transcript as partial. The record is from RefSeq and is a predicted model, not a curated record. Gene Ontology annotation, molecular function: four-way junction DNA binding; four-way junction helicase activity; nuclease activity.